This is a messenger RNA of Nymphalis io (European peacock), 2787 nucleotides long. It is a transcript of the gene sim, whose product is annotated as single-minded homolog 1. The record is from RefSeq and is a predicted model, not a curated record. Gene Ontology annotation, molecular function: RNA polymerase II transcription regulatory region sequence-specific DNA binding; DNA-binding transcription factor activity, RNA polymerase II-specific; protein dimerization activity. Gene Ontology annotation, biological process: regulation of transcription by RNA polymerase II. Bases 119 to 1807 code for a protein of 562 amino acids. The transcript is spliced from 9 exons. Gene Ontology annotation, cellular component: nucleus; cytoplasm; transcription regulator complex. NCBI's taxonomy places the organism in Eukaryota, Metazoa, Arthropoda, Insecta, Lepidoptera, Nymphalidae.
GUCGCUUGGCGCGCUUUUCCGCGCGCCAUCUUAGUUAUAAGUUUUUUUUUAAAACUUGGCUUAGGAAAAUGUGGUAGUGUGUCAAAAUAUUUUGAGUGACAGUUUUAAUUUUAAUUGAAUGUUAGUUAGUGUUUGUGUCACAAUGAAGAUUACCGGGAAAGUUGCUUGCCGCAAAGAGAAUCGGCCGCAUUCUCUAAACGCGGCGAUCAUGAAGGAGAAAAGUAAGAACGCCGCCAGGUCGAGGAGAGAAAAGGAAAAUGCUGAAUUCCUGGAACUAGCCAAACUCCUCCCCUUACCAUCCGCCAUCACGUCACAACUGGACAAGGCGUCCGUCAUCAGACUGACCACGAGCUAUCUUAAAAUGAGACAGGUCUUUCCAGAUGGCUUAGGAGACGCGUGGGGAGCCGCACCACCUCCACCACAGCCGCGUGAGCUCUCGAUCCGAGAACUGGGCUCACAUCUUCUGCAAACUCUUGAUGGUUUCAUAUUCGUAGUGGCACCAGAUGGCAAAAUCAUGUACAUUAGCGAAACCGCAUCAGUGCACCUUGGUUUAAGUCAGGUGGAGUUAACAGGUAACUCAAUAUACGAAUAUAUCCACCAAGCUGAUCACGAAGAGAUGAACGCUGUCCUCAGCUUGCAGCAUCCCCAUUCAUAUCUUGGACAUCCAUCGAUCGGUUACCCGGUAGGUGGGACGUGGAGUCCAAACGUGGACAUCGAGUGCGAACGGGCCUUCUUCAUCCGCAUGAAAUGCGUGCUGGCCAAGAGAAACGCUGGCCUUACCACUUCAGGAUAUAAGGUCAUCCACUGCUCCGGAUACCUCCGAGCCAGGCGCUUCGGGGAGGGCACCGCACCGCUGGGGCUGGUGGCCGUAGGACACUCCCUGCCCCCGUCCGCCGUCACGGAGCUCAAGUUACACUCCAACAUGUUCAUGUUCCGAGCUUCUUUGGACAUGAGACUCAUCUUCUUAGAUGCUAGAGUCGCAUCACUAACUGGAUACGAGCCCCAAGACCUGAUAGAGAAAACCCUCUACCAUUAUAUACACGGCACUGACGUACUGCACAUGCGCUAUUCACAUUGUACAUUGUUAACAAAAGGGCAAGUGACCUCCCGUUACUACCGCUUCCUGACUAAGUCUGGAGGCUGGGUCUGGAUGCAGAGUUACGCCACCAUCGUUCACAACUCGCGUUCUUCCCGACCGCAUUGCAUAGUUUCAGUUAACUACGUUCUUAGUGAUAUAGAAGAGAAAAAUCUCAUACUCAACAUAGACCAGGGCCCACCAAAACUGAACCACGUUGACGUACCACACGUCCCCUCCACAUCCCCCCAGAUGUCACACAGGCACACGGACAAAAUAAACCACGUCAUAAACGAGAACGACUUCAGCACAGACUCCAGUGGCUACAACUACCCCGAUUACACUCUACCCGUCAUCCCGCCCUACGAGAGCCACGAGGAAUACCAAAACGGUACCUACCAAGAGUUAUUUUAUGAAAAUUAUACGGAACCGGAAGUUAUACCUAACAAUUACGCAUACCCACAGAAUCAGAGGCCAUUUUCAGCGAGCUCAUCAUCCUGUAGCUCGAUCGAGAGUUCCGAGAUAAAUCAAUAUAAUUAUACGAAUUUAAUUUCAUUUUACGGCCAUAAUAACCAAGGACAAAAUGGCCGACAGAUUGACAGCAAUUUUGGCGGUAACUUUGGUAAGUUGACACCGAGCCCGUCGGUGCAAGAAGGCUCGUAUACAAGCGUCAUAGUCGAUAACACGCAACAAUUUCACCAUAGCGGAGCCGUUAACGAAUUUGUGCAUUGAUUAAUAUACAAUGGAUACAAAAUUAAAAAUAAACUUUUUUUUUUAAAUAUAUGUGCAGACAGUUAACCGUAACGAUGCUACUCGUUAUUUAAAAAAAAGCGCUUAGCAAAUUAGCAAACGUGGCAGUGAAACCUUUUUGCGUAAAUAUUUCAAUUUGCGUUACACAUUGAACGUUGCAUUAAAAUUCGAAAUAUAAAUUUACCCUCAUCGCACCCAAAGCAGUUUCAUUUCAAUUAAUAUAUUAGAUAAUAACGUUAUGUAUAAAACGAUAAUAAAUAGGUUAUUAUUAUUAUAAAAUAAAUAAUUGUAAAUAUUGUAAAUAAAUAAUUAUUGUUAUUUUAAUUUAUAAAUAAGCAUUGAAUUUUUUUAUUUAUUAUAUCUGUGGAUUUGUUUAAGAAUAAUUUGUACUCUGUAUUUAUAUUUUUUAUCUAUCGAAAAUUUGUGAUACAAAAUAUUUGUAUCUAUAGCAUAUUCCAAUCACAAGAGGAGUGAAUCCAAAUAAACAACUUUGACAACUAAUUGUCGCGAUAUCAUUUAAAUUAUGAGAAAAUGGCGUUUUUAAUGUCCGCGAAUUUGUAAUCGGAACUUUGGAAAUUAAAUUAAUGUAGUUAUAACUAUUUAAGUGGAAUAGCGUUGAAUAAAUUCAAUCAAGAACUGUUUGUAGUGCAUAACACAGCAGAACUAUUAGCAAAUCGUAUGGAAUAUUUAAAUCUUAGAAUUGUUAAUCUUUACUCCUUCGUCGAUUGGAAUUGGGUAUAGAACUGCUUUGUUCAAAAACGAAAAUUAUUUUUAGUCUGUAUUUAUUGUAAUGUUAUUUUAAAAAUUUAGAAAUAAUGGCGUUGCCUCGCCGAAAUAUCAAAUUAGAGACAAUAAUAGUGAUAUGUAUGAAAUGUAAAUAAUUAUGUAGCACAUAAGAAAUAACUAAAAAGUUCUUUUUUUAUUUCAAUUUUAUAUAUUUUUUAAAUUAAUUAAUAACUCAA